This is a messenger RNA of Rhagoletis zephyria (snowberry fruit fly), 3070 nucleotides long. It is a transcript of the gene hth, whose product is annotated as Meis homeobox homothorax. Lineage: Eukaryota; Metazoa; Arthropoda; Insecta; Diptera; Tephritidae. The record is from RefSeq and is a predicted model, not a curated record.
AAAAAAACACGAAAAGCAUAUUUAAAGCAAAGAAAAACAAAAUAUUUUACUUGCAAUAAUUUUCCUAUUCGUUUCGUCGCGUUUUACCGUCGCGUGUGUCGCUUAACAAAAACAAAAAGAAACAUAAAAAAAAACACAAAAAUAUUGCAAACAAAUGUGCCUGUGUUGAUGUAAAUUACAUAUACAUAUAAAUAAAAAAAUCAAAGUGAACAAACUGUAGAGAAGAAGCCAAAAAAAGAUUUGCAAUAAAAUUAAUGCAAGGUUGCAUGCCACAAGCAUACAUGCAACUAGGCAAGUGCACGAAAACUGCAGUGAAGUGUUCCUAAGAAUAUUCAUAGCAAAGCAAAGAAACAAACAAACAAAUAUUAAACAUCUAAAAAUACUAUAUAGACAAGGAGCGUAAAGUGGACUUGCGAGCCGGCCACAUAGCCAAAAAGUGACCGCCGCACCCACCCACCAGCUAAAAGCUCAACAACUCCUCAACCAGAAAACCACAACUCGGCAAACGUUGCACAGCGUGUGCUGCUUGCAAAAGUGGCACAGGUCGGGCUGGACAUCGCUCCCAGAGCAUUAAUGGCUCAACCUAGGUAUGACGAUGGCCUGCAUGGCUAUGGUAUGGACUCGGGUGCUGCAGCAGCUGCCAUGUACGAUCCACAUGUCGGACAUCGGCCGCCCGGAUUACAAGGCCUCCCCACGCAUCAUUCACCGCACAUGACACACGCUGCUGCGGCGGCGGCAACAGUUGGCAUGCAUGGCUACCAUACUGGCGCUGGUGGUCAUGGUACACCUAGUCAUGUAUCACCGGUUGCUAAUCACUUAAUGGGCGCAAUACCCGAAGUACAUAAACGUGAUAAGGAUGCGAUCUAUGAACAUCCGCUAUUCCCGCUCUUGGCGCUAAUAUUUGAAAAAUGUGAGCUGGCCACAUGUACGCCUCGAGAACCUGGCGUGCAAGGUGGUGAUGUCUGUUCGUCAGAAUCAUUCAAUGAAGAUAUCGCAAUGUUCAGCAAACAGAUACGAUCACAGAAACCCUACUACACAGCGGAUCCCGAAGUCGACUCACUGAUGGUGCAAGCAAUACAAGUACUUCGGUUUCACCUUUUAGAGUUAGAAAAAGUGCAUGAAUUGUGCGAUAAUUUCUGUCAUCGAUAUAUCUCAUGUUUAAAGGGUAAAAUGCCAAUAGAUUUAGUGAUUGACGAACGGGACACCACCAAACCACCAGAAAUAGGUUCAGCUAAUGGUGAAGGAAGAAGUAAUGCCGAUUCGACAUCGCACACCGAUGGAGCUAGUACACCAGACGUUCCUUUUACGCCACUGGAGCAGACGUAUGCCAGCUAUCACAUAAAAAAUGAAGCGGAUUUUUAGUGAGGUUCUAGUGGGCGAAAAAUGGAAAUAGAUUUUUCUUAAACAGCAAUUUUUGAACUAACAAAAAAUUAGUAUUGAGGUAGCAACAGCUGGUUGCAGCAAUGGUCAGCUGUUUUCUCUUCGCGAACAGCUGUUUUCCGCGCACUGGUCAGCUGUUCUCACAUAACCAUCUACAUUUUUGGCAUUGCGUAUGAAUUUCUCAAAUCGAAAACUCGUAAUUUGAGGGAUCGUGAUUGCCCAAAAAUUGCUUUGAGCGCGCAUACUGCUAUGGUGACAAGCGCUUUUAGCAGCCGCUUUGAAUUCGGUACGCUAGUUAUUACAGAGCACUCGGGCUAUUCCAAGACACAACUAGCUGAUUAUCCGAAAUUCGUUUACGAAAUUGCCUCAAACGGUGGGCGGAGCAUUAUUACUAUUUCUAUAGAAAACCACUUUUUUUUUGUACUUCAAAUACUACUAAUACGAUUUCUACAUACAUAAAUACUACAAAAACUGCAAUACGCAACGGAUAUACGUAAUAAUUUGUAUUGACUGAGAAUAUAAGUAACUAAUUAACUGAAAGAAAAUCCAUAUACGUAAAUUAAAAAAAUAAAUAUAUAUAUAUAUAAAAUAAAGAGAAAGUCUAGUGUAUAUUGUGAGCCAAGUUCUAGUGUAUAGUCAAUAGCAGGCGGGCAUAAUUAGGUUAGCGUUUAGACUAAAUGCAAACAGAUAUACGUAAAAAGUGCACUGAGUGGAAGUUUUUGUUUCAUUACUUUUUUUGUUUAAAUUUUUUUUCAUAGCUUGAUAACGAUUAGUCGUUUACAACUAGUUGAAGGCAGGAGGAAAUAUUUUGUAAAAUAGCAGCUGUAAUUAAAAAAAUUAAAUUUUAAAUCAAAUAAUCUAUAAGGCGUAAAAUAAUACAAGCAUAUAAGUAUGUCUAUUUACAAACUAAAUUAAUGAUAACAGAGGGAUAGAAGCGGUCAAAAUGUUAGUGUGGAUUUAAUUUUGAAAAAUAUUCCUUUGAAAAAAGUAAUAAAAAAUUUGAAUACGUAAUUAAAAAGUAAAUUUAAUUAAAAACAAAACACACAAAUACACACAAAGUAUACGAUUUUUAUUAAGGAGUGGUGGAAAAAAACCAAACAGUUAUACGAUUUCAUGCAUACCUAUAACAUGCACGUCCUUAAUUAACACCCAUACAAACGCACUAACACACACACACACACAUACAUAUUUAGUUAAAAGCUGUUAAAUUGGCCUCUUGAGCCGUAAUGCAUUUUUAAAUAUUUUUGUUUUUUUUUUUUGCUUUAAACAAAGUUCUUUACACUUGCUACGUUCAUCACAAUUUUUCGUUAAAUAUUUUCCCAACUUUCUGCGUGUUUAUUUCAUUCUGAAACUUGGCAAAAUGUCAUGCACCAUAUUUUCCCUCACUACUAACCAAUUAAAAAAAAAAUUUACUUUCUUUACAACCGACAGUGCUGUUCAAAAAAUGCAACCAUAUAUACGUAAUUUACUAAACAAAAAACAAAAAAACUAACAAAGAUGUUGAAGUGUAAAUGUUAGUUUAUAGAUAAAAACAAAAAGAAGAGAAAAGUUAGUGUGAGUAAAAAGGAAAAACCUAAGUUCAAAUGAAAGUAUACGAAAAAUUUUUAUUUUUUAUUAAAUUUACCUAUUACUUACCUUAGAACGUUGAAUUUUUAAUACGAGUAUAAAAGCAGUGAGGAGAGGAAAUAUA